GUAUGACAGAGAAUAUGUUUUGAGAUCGUCAGUCGUGCAAAAAAUCGCAAAUAAAUUGGUUCAAUUCGCGUGCCAUUGAACAAAAUUUAAAUCAAAACAACCAAGUUCCUUCCGAAGCAAAAGGUCCGUCGUCGUCGUCGUCGCCGUUGAUUGUUGAUUUUCUCGCCUGUAAAUAAUAAAAAAAAAAUCACGAGCAUUAAACUACGUCGAAGUGAGGAAUUGUGUAAUCGAGAAGUGUGGCGGAAUGUUUUUGCGGCGCAGUAGAGCAAUCUCCAAUUACCUGAAUGUGCUUUCGGGGCGUCAGAAUUUCUAUUCGACCGCAGCGUGUAACAGCACAAAAAACUCAAGUAGCUCAAGUUCCGUCGCCAACGAGACAGAAUUCAAUGAAACGGAGUGUGUGAAGCGUCUGAAAGCCAAAUUUGACGAUGAAAUUCGUGACAACGGGAUAAUUCCGCCUUUUAAGCGAGCUUUGUUGUAUGGCUCGAAAAUUGCUGUGAAAGAUCCGAAAGGCGAAACUUCAUUUUCUCGCUUAUUUUUGGGCGCCAAGAAGUUGGGCAUCAAAAUUUCCAACAUUUGUGGCGCCGGAUCGGGAUCGCGAGUGUGUUUCUUGUGCCCGAACGACGCGCAAUAUGUCAUCGCUCAAUGGGCAAGUUGGUUCAGUGGUCAAAUAGCAGUUCCUUUAUCGCCCCGUCAUCCCGUCGAGCUGCUCGAAUAUUACAUUCAGGAUUGCGAUGCCUCGUUACUGAUCUGUUCCGCCGAGUUGGAGCACAUUUUGCAGCCAAUCGCGACGAAAUUCAACAAACCCAUAAUUUUCAUCGAUCGCACAGACAUUCCCGAGAUGUCGGAAGGCGUCACGAGUUUACUUGACCCGAAAGCGGAAAAUAUCGUCAAUGACUUGAAGAUCGAUGGGGCGCUGGAUUCCAAAUUUUACGCAAAUUCCAAAGCGAUGAUUUUGUACACUUCCGGUACCACGGGACGUCCCAAGGGAGUUGUCAUGACGCAUCAAAAUGUCAGUGCGCAAAUUAAUUCCAUCGGAAAUGCCUGGCACAUCGACGAUAAAGACACAAUUUUGCAUGUUUUGCCGUUGCAUCACUUCCAUGGCGUCGUAAAUGGGCUAAUUUGUCCGCUGAAUGUCGGCAGUAAACUCAUAAUGUUGCCGCAAUUUGAUAGCAGUGCGGUUUGGAGUUACUUGUUGAACGUGAAUAUGCCGAUGCGCGAUAGAAUUUCCGUUUUUAUGGCAGUUCCGACGAUUUAUAGCUUGCUUAUUCAGGAGUACGACAAAAUUUUCAGCCAAAAUUCGCAAAUGACGGAAUAUAUCAAGUCGCAUUGCAAGAAUAAGAUUCGUUUGAUGAUUUCGGGAUCGGCGCCGUUGCCGGAAACUGUGUUUAAUAAGUGGUUGGAGAUCACGGGGCAUAAGUUGCUUGAAAGAUAUGGCAUGACAGAAAUUGGCAUGGCUUUAAGCAACCCAUACAUUCAAGACAAACAACGUGAACGCAGACCCGGAACUGUCGGAAAUCCUCUUCCCUUCGUCGAAGUCAAAAUCACUGAAGCAGGAAACCCCAAAAAUACUUUGAUUCAACGUAAAGGCGAACGAGGCAAGGGAUUUUGGAACAAAAUUGAUACUCCAUUGUUCAAUGAAAAACCACAAAACGAACCUACAGAAGCAAUUUCGGGAGAUUUGUACAUUCGCGGGCCGACAGUUUUUGCAGAAUAUUGGAAUAAACCCGAAGAGACAAAGAAAGAAUUUAUCGAUGGUUGGUUCAAGACGGGAGACACAGCGGGAUAUGAAAAUGGUUAUUUUAAGAUUUUGGGCAGAUCGAGUGUCGAUAUCAUCAAAACGGGAGGAUUUAAAUUGUCAGCAUUGGAAAUUGAGUCAAAGCUCUUGGAGCAUCCAAAGAUUUUAGAUGUUGCAGUUGUGCCAUUACCCGAUGAAACCUGGGGCAGUAAAGUCGCAGCAUUGAUUGUCCUGCGAAAUCCCGACGACACUUUAGACAUGAAUGAAUUCAAGGAAUGGGGAAGUAGCAAAUUGCCAAGCUAUGCAUUUCCCACAGUGAUCAAAAUCACAAAUAAUUUACCCAAAAAUGCCAUGGGUAAAGUCAACAAGCGAGAUCUAAUCAAAGAAGCCUUCUCAGCGCCUCCCGCAGCCGAAACAAAAACCUAAAAGAGGAAUAAAAAAUUGGAGUGAAUCGGAAGUGACUUGAUAAGACUGACUCAUGGACAUAAAAAAAAGCAACACGCGCACUUUAAAAGGACCGCAAAAGAAAAGAAAAAUCAUUGUCAUGUUCAUUAACGUUAGAAAAUAUGCUUUACCUUCAAAAUUUUGUCUAAUUCUAAACACUCUCUCUUCACAUUUUUUUUUAUCAUUAACGAUAGACGCAUAUCCGUGUAUUAUUCUCAUCGCAUUUAAAAAUAACUUACGAAAACAAUUCAUUCGCAAAUUCUCUCGUCAACGUCGUCGGCGCCGCACGUGUUAUCAAUAAAUAAAUAUUUACUAAAAAGUAGGAACUUAAGAAAUUAAUUUGUUGCAUAGAUGAAAAGGAAUGAUGAAAAAUAAAGAAAUAUUUUAUCUAAUUAAA
Molecule: messenger RNA, 2576 nt
Organism: Culicoides brevitarsis
Lineage: Eukaryota; Metazoa; Arthropoda; Insecta; Diptera; Ceratopogonidae
Gene: Acsf3
Product: malonate--CoA ligase ACSF3, mitochondrial
Exons: 4
Coding region: 245-2161 (638 amino acids)
Biological process (GO): fatty acid metabolic process
Molecular function (GO): medium-chain fatty acid-CoA ligase activity
Source: RefSeq, a predicted model, not a curated record